Vespa velutina is the source of this 4861-nucleotide messenger RNA. Its product is annotated as probable serine/threonine-protein kinase DDB_G0282963. NCBI's taxonomy places the organism in Eukaryota, Metazoa, Arthropoda, Insecta, Hymenoptera, Vespidae. The coding region runs from base 185 to 4747 and encodes 1520 amino acids. The record is from RefSeq and is a predicted model, not a curated record. The transcript has 6 exons.
UCGCAUUCUCUCGUGCGAUCUCAUCUUCGGUACGAGCGUGACAUGAAUCAAGUUAGCUUUGGGAAACUCCUGAAGAUCGAUGACGUAGCUUAAUCCUAGCCGAUUAGCGUCAGUCUUAUCGAUUACAUUACAAAGAGCGGUACAUACUCCUGGUAUUCUUGAAUAUUUGGCGAUAAACGAUUAAAUGGAUAAUAUAUUUUCUUUGAACAAUAUUUAUUUAAGAUGUUAUUUUCUUCUUACUUUCUUUGCUACGACGUAUGCAGCUCCAGGAGUUUCAGGAUCGUUUGCCGGUAGUAGUUCCGCUGCAUUCAGUAGUGCUUCAGCUAGUGCACAUGCAGGUUCUGUUGCAAGUGCAAUCAGUUCUGCAAAUGCUUUCACUGGUGGUGCUUUUCCUUCGAAAAACCCUGAUAAUACAUAUGGAUUAACUCACCAGCAAGGCAUUUCUGCUGGGUCUGGAAGCUAUAUAGGACUUGGAAAUAUUAAUCCAGAUUCUAAUAAGUUUGGAUUAUCUCAUCAAGUCUCUGGUACUAAAGGAAGUUACAAUAAUAAGUCUCAAACACCAUGUUCCGGAUGUCCAAAUAAUAAAGAAAAAUGGGAACUAGAUAACUAUGAUGACCAAUCUGAAGAAAAGGAAGAAGAAUGGCAAGAAGGGGAACAAGAUGAUUGUGACGAUGGCCAAUACAGACUUGAACAUCAUUAUCACCAUCAUAAAAGUGGAGUAAAUAAGAAACAAGAAGAACAAACCAUGUCAAGCAUACAUAAAAUAGAAAAUACCAAUCAAUAUAAUUACAAUCAAGGUAAUAAUAAAGAUGGAUAUACAACCAGUGGUACCAAAGAACAGGGAAAUCUCAAUGAUAGAACAUACAAUAAUUAUGGUAAUCUUGGAUAUGUUGGAGCAAAUAAUCAAAAUUUAAAUAAUAAUUAUGAUGCUUAUCAACAUAAUACCGGUGCUUUAAAAGAUUCUUUGCAUCCUUCUUCAAGUUGGAUUGAUAUAAAUAAAAAGAAAGAAAAUGAAAAUAAAAAUUUAGGCAUUCCUGGAGUUCUAACAUCUACUUCAACUAUAGAUAAUAAAUAUGGAAAUACAAAUAAAGAUACAGUUGGUGGUAUAACAUCUAGCCAACCAAACUUAGGUUGGACAAGUGAUACUUAUACAGGUUGUUCUAAUACUGGAUCUGGAUCUGGAACAAAAUGUGCAGAAAGUACAGGUGCCUCUAAUUCUAAUCAAGCACCUGUUAAAAUAAGUCAAUCAGAUCUUAAGAAAACUACUAAUCAUUCGAUGUCAGAAGGAAACAGAGCUACUACAGCAUGUAACAAUUUACAUGGAAACUGUGGUAAUAGUAUAAUAGGUGAAAAGACACAAUAUCAAUCUACAUCUGUAGAUAGUACAAAUUAUAUGCAGAAUGGAUACACUGAUAGUGCACGAAAAGAAAAUAAACCAAAUUCAUAUGAUCAACAAAAUACAGGACAAUGGAAAGAUCACGCUAAUAAAGAUAAUUCACCGAGUGGAGUUGUUGGUAAUGUUGGUGUAGGAUCAGGUUGUACACCUGGAGUCUCUUCUCCCGCUUGUUUAAGUGAACCAUCUACUUUGCAAAAAAACACACCUAUUCCUACUCAAAUAUAUGGAACUGUUGGUAAUGGACCUGGUAAUGUACAUGUAGGAAACAAACCACAUUCAUAUGAUCAACAAAAUACAGGACAAUGGAAAGAUCACGCUGAUAAAGAUAAUUCACCGAGUGGAGUUGUUGGUGAUGUGGGUGUAGGAUCAGGUUGUACAGCUGGAGUCUCUUCUCCCGCUUGUUCAAGUAAACCAUCAACUUUGCAAAAAAACACACCUAUUCCUACUCAAAUAUAUGGAACUGUUGGUAGUGGACCUGGUAAUGUACAUGUAGGAAACAAACCACAUUCAUAUGAUCAACAAAAUACAGGACAAUGGAAAGAUCACGCUAAUAAAGAUAAUUCACCGAGUGGAGUUGUUGGUAAUGUUGGUGUAGGAUCAGGUUGUACAGCUGGAGUCUCUUCUCCCGCUUGUUCAAGUAAACCAUCAACUUUGCAAAAAAACACACCUAUUCCUACUCAAAUAUAUGGAACUGUUGGUAGUGGACCUGGUAAUGUACAUGUAGGAAACAAACCACAUUCAUAUGAUCAACAAAAUACAGGACAAUGGAAAGAUCACGCUGAUAAAGAUAAUUCACCGAGUGGAGUUGUUGGUGAUGUGGGUGUAGGAUCAGGUUGUACAGCUGGAGUCUCUUCUCCCGCUUGUUCAAGUAAACCAUCAACUUUGCAAAAAAACACACCUAUUCCUACUCAAAUAUAUGGAACUGUUGGUAGUGGACCUGGUAAUGUACAUGUAGGAAACAAACCACAUUCAUAUGAUCAACAAAAUACAGGACAAUGGAAAGAUCACGCUAAUAAAGAUAAUUCACCGAGUGGAGUUGUUGGUAAUGUUGGUGUAGGAUCAGGUUGUACACCUGGAGUCUCUUCUCCCGCUUGUUUAAGUGAACCAUCUACUUUGCAAAAAAACACACCUAUUCCUACUCAAAUAUAUGGAACUGUUGGUAAUGGACCUGGUAAUGUACAUGUAGGAAACAAACCACAUUCAUAUGAUCAACAAAAUACAGGACAAUGGAAAGAUCACGCUGAUAAAGAUAAUUCACCGAGUGGAGUUGUUGGUGAUGUGGGUGUAGGAUCAGGUUGUACAGCUGGAGUCUCUUCUCCCGCUUGUUCAAGUAAACCAUCAACUUUGCAAAAAAACACACCUAUUCCUACUCAAAUAUAUGGAACUGUUGGUAGUGGACCUGGUAAUGUACAUGUAGGAAACAAACCACAUUCAUAUGAUCAACAAAAUACAGGACAAUGGAAAGAUCACGCUAAUAAAGAUAAUUCACCGAGUGGAGUUGUUGGUAAUGUUGGUGUAGGAUCAGGUUGUACACCUGGAGUCUCUUCUCCCGCUUGUUUAAGUGAACCAUCUACUUUGCAAAAAAACACACCUAUUCCUACUCAAAUAUAUGGAACUGUUGGUAGUGGACCUGGUAAUGUACAUGUAGGAAACAAACCACAUUCAUAUGAUCAACAAAAUACAGGACAAUGGAAAGAUCACGCUAAUAAAGAUAAUUCACCGAGUGGAGUUGUUGGUGAUGUGGGUGUAGGAUCAGGUUGUACAGCUGGAGUCUCUUCUCCCGCUUGUUCAAGUAAACCAUCUACUUUGCAAAAAAACACACCUAUUCCUACUCAAGGUUGUACACCUGGAAUGUCCUUAUCUUCUUGUUCGAGUGAAAUACCAACUGUGCAAAAGAACGUCCCAACUUUUUCUCAAACAUUUGGUACUACCGGUAGUGGAGCUUCUUAUCAAAAUAACAAAAAUACUAACCAACCUAGUGGCUCCGGAAAUUGUGGUACUUUUGGUAGUAGCACAUGCAUAGGUAGCACAGGAUACCCCAUAGGAAGUUCUCAAACAACAGUUGGUGCUAUUGGAAAUGGACACAAUAUUCAUGGACAAAGUGAUUCUGGAGAUAAAAAUUCUUAUAAAUGGAAUGGUACAAAUCCUUUCUUACAUGGAGGACAAGGCAAUCUGAAACCAGUUAUACAUACAACUAGUUCACCUAUAUUUAUUACGAACAGUCUUGAUGCAUUCGAUACAACUUCCAAACCUAUUGGUUUUGGUAAUCCUUUUCUAGAUGGUACCAUAAGUAAUACAUUCGGAACUCAUCAUGAUAAACAUGAUGUAGAAGUAACUCCUAUUAAAAGUGAUGCUUUAGAUAAGCCUAUUGGCGUGGGAAAUCCAUUUUUAACGAACGGAAAUGGAGGAAGCAAAAGCAGUACUCCAAUUUAUUCUGGUGCAAAUAUAGGAAGCGUUUCAAGUAUCAACAUUCUACCAAUAGUUACAACAACUAUUAAACCUAUUGGGCAAAAUAAUCCAUUUUUGGAAGUAUCAGGUGGAAAUGUAGUAAACAAAUAUCCUCUUGGAGUACAUCCAAAUGUAGCUGAAAACAACAAAAAUGUACUUUCUGGAAGUGGAACUUCUGCAGAUAAAGAUUCAAUACAUUUUCCUAAAUCAGGAGUAGGAAUUACAUCUCCUGGAACUUAUUCAAAUACAAAUCGUGGAGUGAAGAGUAAUAAUCAGCAUAACAAAAUAUUUGGAAAUGUUGCAACUAGUAACGCAGGUUCUUCGAGUACCGGAAACAUUGAUAUAGACAAAAGUACUGGACUCAAUAUUCCUAGUGCAUAUAAUAGUAAUAAUUCUGGUCAUGGUGUAAGUUCGUUGACAGGAACAGCUGGUAAUAACAAACCUUCUUACACACUUUCAACAUCUCCUGAAUUUUAUGAUUAUAAAAAUAUAUCACCACAAACAAGUGGAAAUGGUGGUGCCACCAAUGGCAAUAGAAAUUCUCCGUCCAAUUCUUUGAUUAAUGGAAAUAAUGCAAAUGGUCAAUUUAAUCCUCAAAUAACAAAUGCCGGAGCACAAUCAUUUGCAGGUGCUCAUGCCGGAAGUUUCGCUAGUUCUUUUAGUAGUUCUCAAGCUUCAAGUUCAAGUUCGAGUUUUGCCAGCAGUAAAUCUGGAUCAUAUACAGCUAAUGGAGAUCCGAAUAUUUUGCAUCAAUUGAACGGUAAUUGGCCGUUUGACAUUGCUAGAAGUGUGAGUGGAGCCAGUUCUUGGCCAUCCUUAAACGCAGGAUCGCACGCCUCUGCAUUUGCUAGCAGUAGCGUUGGCGGCUGGUCCGGAUCUGAACCGAGCAGUGUAAAAAGUUAAUAAAUUAAAUAUAAAAACGUAAUUCAAAUAUGGAAGAAAAAAAAAGAAGAAAAACUUUUUAAAAGCAACCAAUAUCGUAUAUAAUUCAAGAUGAUAUUAUUAUUUAAAGCGAAA